AUGUGGGAGGGACAUCCUCUGAGAUACCAGCAAGUAAAUACAGAGUUGAUGUCCCUCUGGAUUGACCAAGUACCCAAACCUCAAGAUCGUCCAAACUUCCCAGCGAAUAGAACGAGAAUUGUUUAUGGUUCUGAUGGUAACCGAUGGGGUUGGUAUUUAGACACAGCAACUCCACAAAGAAAUUACGUAUGUCAAGCUCCAAAGGCUGUUGCCAAUCAGUUGUUGCCUACUGCCAUGUCACUAACUUACGGGACUCCUGUGACAUCGGAACCUUUGAGGGGUCCAUGUUUCUUAUCAAAUCCACAAGAUGUAUUGUAUGUCCGCAAGCUGAGCUUGGAGAAGUACGCUGAGCUUAAAUGCGAAGCUAAUGGAAAUCCGCAACCUACUUACAAUUGGUAUACUUGUGAAGCCAAAAACAGCCAAGGAAGUAUUCUCAGUCGCACGGUACGGAUUGUCUUCGGGCAGCUGGAAACACCGCAGAAACAACCUAGAAAUGAGCGGAAAGUUUUGUCCCAUAAGAGUGAAACGCUGCCUUGCGAUCCUCCCGCACAUUCCCCACCAGAUAGUCUUCUGUACACAAUUUACAUGAAUAAAGGAGGAACAUUGGAGCCAGUCAUUCCGGACUACCGUCCGAAUCUGUUCAUUUCCCAAGCAAAAGGCCUUGUUGGCUUUUCAGAGCUAACAACUCUGGAUACGGGAGUGUACGUCUGCAUGAUCACCAUGCAGUUCAAUGGAGUUCGUCUGUUUGAUUCCCCCAAACUGCCGGAUAUGCCCUUCACCGUGAUGUAUAGCAAUGAACCCAGACAAGAGCCACGAAUCUACGACGAUUUUCCCGCGGUUUGGCCGAGUAAUCCUCAACGUGGGCAACUUGUCCGGUUAGAGUGUUUCGCUUCAGGUUAUUCUCAAGUUGAAGGUCUUCGGUACACAUGGCGCAGGGUAGAAGAUUCAUAUGGGAAAAAGGCGAAACCGAAAUCCCUGAAAUUACGUAUAACCGCAAAACCGUAUUUCACCACACCGAUUUUGGACACUGUGGUGGAUUACGGAUCCACAGUGACCAUGACUUGUGAAGCCUCGGCCAUUCCGUCCCCACAGCAUCAGUGGUUCCGAAAUGGGGUUGCACUGAGUGACUUGAUUGCGCAACAAGUGGUGGAUCCAACGCGAUAUACGAUCAAUGAAACUUCCGAUACUCGGUCUACCGUGCAAAUCACAAAUACUCAACUCACGGACAAUGCGAUGUUCACCUGUCUGGCUUGGAACAACCUGGGCAGUGAGUCAUCUUGUGCUGAACUGCGAGUAGUCCAGCUGGCCCCGACAUUUGCCAAGCAUCCGGUAAUGCCAAGCGAGGGUAUGGUUGGUGGUUCAGCAGUGAUGGAAUGUCAACCGGAAGGAGCACCGGGACUCACCACCAAAUGGUAUUUCGGACAGACCGAACUAAGUCCCGGCACAAGCACUUUGGAUCCACAAACGGGCACAGCCACGUGCGCUAGUCAGUACUGCACUCUGCCAAAUGGAAAUCUGCUAAUUGUAAGAUUGGUCCAAUCCAACGCUGGACAGUAUACUUGUGUGGCCACGAAUACGUUAGGCGAGGCCAAUUCAAGUGCUUACCUAACUGUCAUUCCUGCACUGGAGCUGACGUUGCAACCAGGUGUGGAAAUCAAAUUCGAUCGUCUGGACUUGGAUGCGCGACGAUACGAGGUGGCCCAAUUGCUUCGACCCUACGGCCGUUACUUCGGUCAGCUGCGUAUCAUCUACAUCCAGUUCGAGAAUUCCGGCAACUACACAUGUGCGGCUGAAACCCCGUUGAGCACCCUGGCCGCAAAUGCUUUGAUCCAAGUGGCCGGUCCACCUGGCCCGUGUGGAGGUGUGAUUGUCGACCCGCAAGUGGGCGUGAACCAGGUCAAUGUCACAUGGACAGUGGGAAAUUCACAUCUGUUCUCAAUUGUCGGAUUUACUAUUGAGGCCAAUGCCAUGUUGGAUCCCCGUGGCAAGUGGACGGUGGUUGUGUCCAAUCUGAAUAUCAAUGAAACUCAAGUGCUUCAACCGUCUGGAAGACGAAUGACUUUUGUGAGCAAUUUGGCUGCCAAUAUGGCAUACCGGCUCAGAAUCCGCGCGAUCAAUGUAGUCGGUCCCGGAGAGCCCAGUCUGCCCAGUCGGUCGUUUACCACCUUACCAACUGCUCCCACAAAAAUGCCUCUCAAUGUGACCGGGGGUGGAGGAAAGCAUGGAACUCUGGUAUUCCAGUGGGUUCCACUGUCUCGGGUGGAUGAGANACCGGAUUUUCGAUACCGGGCACAUAUAAGAGCCAAGGGUGAUAGUGAAUACGGAACAUACGACUUGUGGACUGCAAAACCGAUCGAGGACGGAGCGUUUCUCCAGUAUACGCACCUUAUUGGGGAUAAUUUGUACUAUAAACCGUAUGAGGUUCGUUUGGAAGCAGUCAAUAGUAUGGGUAUUGGCCCUAUAACCGAUCCGGUCACAAUAAUGUCCGCGGCUCGAGUCCCAACCAAUGCUCCGGGUGGAGUAACCGCGGGUGCACUGAAUUCAUCCGCGAUCACAGUCUGGUGGACACCACCACUCCCGUCGGAAGGUGAAGGCCCAACAUGGGGCUAUCGGAUACUCUACUGGCCCCGUGUGUCCGACUGUCGUUCCCUGCAGUCGGAUUUGGCUCGUUAUCAGCUUGGUCAACGGCAAACCGUGCAUGGAGAUGUAACGGAGGGAGUGAUCAUCGGGCUGGACGCGGAUACAUAUUACUGUAUUGCAGUUCAGAUUUUCAACAGCGCCGGUGAUGGACCCGAAUCCAGUUUUACCGAGCAAACCACAUUCAAAAUCUCCCCACAGGAUUUCCCUACCAUGGUUACCCUAAACUCCACAGAUCGACCGGGCACAAUACGCGUUUCGUGGGUCGGGAUUCAAGCGCGUCCGAACGAAGAAUCUGUGGAAGGAUACUGUAUUCGAUAUUGGCCUGCCGGGUCUCAAUUUAAACAGACGUUCAAAGACGUGGAUGUUGGACUGAAAACGUACGGCUAUGUGACUGGAUUGGAGGCUGAUAUGCGAUACAAUCUGCGUGUAUACGGAUACAGUCGAGGUGGAGUGGGAAAAAUGAGUUCACCGGUGAAUCAGUUCCAAAUCAUACCCAGAGAUAAAUGUGUUCCAGGUGCCACGUGGGAUGGACCGGAUUUCCGUUAUAAUUUCAUCUGUAAAGGAUGUCACGUGACUGCUCAAGCACUUGUUUCCAUCCUGACAUUCUUGAUCGCCCAAUUCCUGUCCAGUCUGAGCGAAUGA
Echinostoma caproni is the source of this 3282-nucleotide messenger RNA. The record is from the annotation of a GenBank genome assembly. Lineage: Eukaryota; Metazoa; Platyhelminthes; Trematoda; Plagiorchiida; Echinostomatidae.